Messenger RNA from Trypanosoma theileri, 1137 nucleotides. Its product is annotated as small GTP-binding protein. NCBI's taxonomy places the organism in Eukaryota, Euglenozoa, Kinetoplastea, Trypanosomatida, Trypanosomatidae. The record is from RefSeq and is a predicted model, not a curated record. Bases 1 to 1137 code for a protein of 378 amino acids. The transcript has a single exon. Gene Ontology annotation, molecular function: rRNA binding; ribosomal small subunit binding; GTP binding. Gene Ontology annotation, biological process: ribosomal small subunit assembly.
AUGCUCCUGCGCAGCACGGCGCGGCUGAACAGCCUUCACAGUCGCCGCCGCUGGGAACAGCGCAUUGCGUCGGUACUCUCGCAGCAGGACGGGGCGAAGGUGGACGCCGUCGCCCAGCGCUUCACACGCAUCUACGCAGACCGCCGCUACACACCUGUUGAGGAGGCCUUCCCGCUCCGAGACACAGCCCGGUGGGCAGGUCUUCCAAACACAGAUACCGCUCCUGCAACAAGCAGUGUUUCACAACCAGCUAACGCUCACAUACUGAAGGUGGCGUUGCUUGGACCUCAAAACUCUGGCAAAACAUCUUUACUUAAUGCUCUUUCUUUGAGUCAUAUUGGUGCUGUGUGUAAUCGCAGUGGCAGUACAAAAGACUGGAUUAAAGGUGUGGCUACUGUUCAUAAUACACAACUGGUAAUGCUUGAUACCCCAGGUGUUGUGAUUGUGAAUGGUGAAAAGGAUCGUCGAAGACAUGCCGCACCUUCUGCACGAGCCUGGGAUGCUCUAAUGGUAACAGACGUUGUGCUUCUCACAAUUCCUGCUGGUCUUGGUUUUGUUGAACCUGAGCAAAAGAGAAUUGCCCGAGAAGUAGUACAUCGUGCUUCACUUAGAAAAAUGCCUGUUAUACUGGUUAUAACCAUGAUGGAUAAGGUACAGACUCCUAAACAUCGUGAACUCUAUUUUUCAAUGCGUACCGAUUUUGAAUCUUUGUCUUUACCGAUUGCAGCAUCUCAUGAAACAAGUGUUAAGGGUGGUACAGGGCUUGUAGAACUAAAAGAUUUUCUUUGCAGAUAUGCCUCACCAGGUGAUUGGGAAUGCUUUCGACAUGAAUCAACAGAUAUUGCUCCUGUAGAUCGUGUUACAGAACUUUUAAGACAGUGUUUUUUUGAAGUUUUACCUCAUGAAGUUCCACAUCAAAUGCGUCAUCGUAUUAUUGGAUGGACACGGAAAGAUUCUGGUACAACGGAAGUCAUUACAGAAGUUUUUUUUGAUAGACCUUCCUAUAUGUUUACCUUCUACGCUAAAUUAGAGGCAAUAUGCUAUCGUGCUCAGCGUAUUGUAGAACGUGAAUUAAAAGGACGGUAUAGGUUUGUUUUCCAAGCUUUUAUUGCUCCAGGAGGUAUUUCAUCCCGAUAA